Molecule: messenger RNA, 1463 nt
Organism: Rhopalosiphum maidis (corn leaf aphid)
Lineage: Eukaryota; Metazoa; Arthropoda; Insecta; Hemiptera; Aphididae
Gene: mRpL37
Product: 39S ribosomal protein L37, mitochondrial
Exons: 1
Coding region: 143-1402 (419 amino acids)
Biological process (GO): translation
Cellular component (GO): ribosome; mitochondrion
Molecular function (GO): structural constituent of ribosome
Source: RefSeq, a predicted model, not a curated record
UUCACUUAAUUUCUUGCUACCUAUUUAUAUUAAUUUAUUUUCUUUUAAAUUUAAGUGUAAUAAAUAUUAGUUAUCUUUGCUUAUUAUUUAUGAGUAUUAACUAAAUUAAUAUUAAGUGUUAACAGUUAGUAUCGCUUUCGUGAUGAAAAUCACUCAGGUGCUGUACAAACAAAACAUAGGUCGUCUCAUUAAGUGGCAAUGGCGUGUUCAGCGAAAGAAGACAUUAAUUGAAACAAAUGCCGAAAAAGUUCUUGCAUCUCGAAGUAUACCUAUCAUAGACGCCAAACAGUUUUUACACGAACCAUUGUUUGAGGCACAAAAACAAGAUGUUGAAGAGAUAUUUAACAAUAUUGUUGGACCCGUGAAAUUGGAACAGAAACUAAACAACACACAUCCAUUAUGGAAUGAUGAUCCAUGUCUUGUGUAUGGUGAUCAUAACGUUUUAGUUCAUGGACUGGAACAAGCUAAAGUUUUUACUAAUGCUAUAGAACCUGAACCUGGCUUACCGAAGUACUUUAAAGAACUUUACGAAGCAUAUAGAUUACCUAAUCAAGAUGAACACAUCCAACGAAUCAUCAUAGCAUCAAUUCUAUAUGAUGCAGUCCAAGAGAAAUUACCUAUUAGAAAAGAUCCAAAAAGACCGGCAUGGAAAUUUCCUAGGGACUAUGGUAUCCCAGACAAAAGACGUAAUAAUCUAAUUAUCAGUAGGAUGUUGCAAUUAUGUGAAUCAAGUGUUGGAAAUAUGAGUUCCAAUAAAGUAAUUGCUAAAGAUGUUUUUUUUAAAGUGCCUUUGCAAAGAAAUGCAAAUAUAAGCCUUAAUUUAAGGGCUGAUUUAUUGUUAUUAUCCGACACUUCUUUAGCUGCUCACAUGGAUGACGUUCAAGGAGAACUUCCAGAUUUAUAUCCAUUGGAUUACAAGAUAUCAUUAGAUGAAAUCAACAUUUAUAAUAAAGAUGAGUUUAUUUCACCUAUUACAGGUAAAUUUAACAACAUUCAUACAGCAUUUAUACAUUAUAAUGAGACAGAGGUUAAGAAUUUAUACGAAACACCUGUGUUGCAAACACAAAUAAUUGGACGAUCAUUGAUGAAAUGUUAUGCUUUUGCUGUUGCCAAUGCCAAAUCUAAAUACGGUGAAGAUGUUAAAGAGUUACCAGAACCUAUUACAUUACAAUGUGUACAUACAAAUUCUCAAUGGUUUCAUUUUUCUAUUUUCCAAUUAAAUAGUUUGGCUGGUCCUGAAGAAAAUGGGAUAAAAAACAUUUAUUGGCAAACACCAUUGUUAAACUUAUAUAAAAAUUGUUUAUUUGAUGAAGGUGUUCCAGUUCUAGAAGAUUACAACCCAGAAGUAUUCAAACACUUUUUGUCUUUUUAUAUGAAUGGUACUGAAUAUGAGAUCAAGUAGUUUUGUAUUAGUUUUAUAAAUAAUUUUCAUACAAUAAAUUAACUAGUUUAUUGAAAGUGUA